UAUCUUUCCUGAUGCCCUAUCCCUCCAAAUACCAAGCACCUCGCAUUUGGGUCAGCAGCUAUUUCCCCCGCCUGGUGACAAGCGCGGUCACCAGGACAGAGGACAGAGGAGGGAGCUUCUUCCGCCACACGGUGGCGCGCGCGAGCCUCCCAAAGCCCGGGCGGCCACAGCUCCGCACUUUCCUCCCAUUCCAGCCCCACCCGCACCCGGGAGCAGAAGGAGCCGCGCCCCCAGCCCUCCCGGGCUGGACAGCGGGGAGCGCACCUCGGGGACCCGGACAGCGGUCGAGUGGCAGCUGCGUCCAGCCCAUGUGGGAGCUGCUGCGGGUUACGGGUGGCCCCAGCUCCAGGCUCCUCCUCCAGCCGGUCCCCCACCCUCCACCCCUUCUCGACUCGGCUCUGCAAAUCGAAGGCUUCCCGGAGCAGCCUAGGAGCGGCCGCGGGCGCAGCAAAGGCGACAGGAGGAGCACAGCAGCCUUCGGGCAGCCACCGCGGCGUCGCUAGAGUAGCCGGGGAGGCGCCGCGGAGCCCGGCGCGCCCUCCACGCGAGGAGAGGGGAGAAGCCGGGGGCUGCAGCUGGGCAAGGGGGAGGAAAGUGCGUGUGCGUGCACGCCUGUGUGCAAGGCAGAGAGUGCGGGGGGCGACAGUCUCGGCUUAGGGCGGAGGAGAGGGCAGGGGAACGGGGGUGCAGCUCCCCCGCCGUCCCCGAGGUUUUCCCGCGGCUGCCCCGGGCUCCCCAGCGCCCCUCACCAUGGACUUGCUUGGAGUUGGGACGGGCCUCAGUAGCAGCGAGCGGCUGGCUGCCGGGCCCUUGGGGAGCGCGGUCGCGCGCGCGGGGAUGGCAAGGUAGGAUGGCCACCCAGCGCGACCCCCGCCGCCCUAACCCAGCGGCCCCUGGGCGGUGCCGCUGACUCGCCGGAGCGCACAGGGGUGUGGGCGGAGGCGGCCCCGCCGCGCCCGCGCCUUCGGGAGUCGCCUCGCCUCUUCCACCCACUUGCACCUGCCACCGCGCGGAUACCAUGUCGAAGGCGGCCGGAGGCGCGGCGGCGGCGGCGGAAAGUUGUUCCCCAGCCGCGGCCGGCUCGUCCGCGGCCGCGCCCGUGGAGGACCUGUCCAAAGUGUCAGACGAGGAGCUGCUGCAGUGGAGCAAGGAGGAGCUGAUCCGCAGCCUGCGGCGCGCCGAGGCGGAGAAGGUGAGCGCGAUGCUGGACCACAGCAACCUCAUCCGCGAGGUGAACCGCCGCCUGCAGCUGCACCUCGGCGAGAUCCGCGGCCUCAAGGAUAUCAACCAGAAACUCCAGGAGGACAACCAGGAACUGAGGGACCUCUGCUGUUUCCUGGAUGAUGACCGGCAGAAAGGCAAGAGGGUGUCCCGGGAGUGGCAGAGACUGGGUCGCUACACUGCCGGGGUGAUGCACAAGGAAGUGGCCUUAUACCUGCAGAAGCUGAAGGAGCUGGAGGUCAAGCAGGAGGAAGUGGUGAAGGAGAACAUGGAGCUCAAGGAGCUCUGUGUGCUUCUAGAUGAGGAGAAGGGUACGGGCUGCGCGGGCAGCCGCUGCUCCAUCGACAGCCAGGCCAGCCUGUGCCAACUCACAGCCUCCACCACACCCUACGUGCGGGAUGUGGGUGACGGCAGCAGCACCUCCAGCACUGGCAGCACUGACAGCCCAGACCACCACAAGCACCAUGCGAGCAGUGGCAGCCCGGAGCACCUGCAGAAGCCCCGGAGCGAGGGCAGCCCAGAGCACUCCAAGCACAGGAGCGCCAGCCCCGAGCAUCCACAGAAACCCAGGGCCUGUGGGACCCCAGAUCACCCCAAAGCACUCAAAGGACCUAGCCCGGAGCACCACAAACCCUUGUGCAAGGGCAGCCCCGAACAGCAAAGGCACCCGCAUCCAGGGAGCAGCCCCGAAACACUGCCUAAGCACGUGCUGAGUGGGAGCCCGGAACACUUCCAGAAGCACCGGUCAGGGAGCAGCCCUGAACACGCCAGGCACAGUGGAGGGAGCCCGGAGCAUCUUCAGAAACACGCCCUCGGGGGGAGCCUAGAGCAUCUCCCCAGAGCCAGGGGCACCAGCCCGGAGCACCUCAAACAACAUUAUGGAGGGAGCCCUGAUCACAAACACGGAGGAGGCGGUGGAGGAGGUGGAGGCAGUGGCGGAGGCAGCAGGGAGGGCACCCUCAGACGGCAGGCGCAGGAGGACGGGUCACCCCAUCACCGGAAUGUCUACAGUGGCAUGAACGAAUCAACCUUGUCCUAUGUUAGGCAGCUGGAGGCAAGAGUAAGACAGCUGGAGGAAGAAAAUCGCAUGCUGCCCCAGGCCAGCCAGAAUAGAAGGCAACCUCCAACUAGAAACAGCUCAAAUAUGGAGAAAGGCUGGGGGCCCAGAGCCCGGCGGGUCUUGCAGUGGUGGCAAGGGUGCCGAGGAAUAGGACGAUGCCUGCCCACUCUCCCGGGUUCUUUUAGGUUGUCAUCAGGGGCUGAUGGGAGUAACAGUUCACCCAACUCUGCAGCUAGCUUCAGUGGACAUGCCACACCUUCCCAGCAGCCUGAACCUGUGGUACAUUCUCUUAAGGUCUUGGAUGUUCAGGAAACUAUAGAUCGUCAACAGGGUAAAGAGUAUGAACAUGACCUUAGUGAGACAGAAAAAGCUAUAGUCAGAGAAAUGUGCAAUGUUGUGUGGAGGAAACUUGGAGAUGCUGCAGGUUCGUGUCCUGGAAUUAGGCAACAUCUGUCAGGAAACCAGUACAAAGGACCAAUGUGAGAUGCGCUCUUUUUCAAACAGGAGAUCACCACUGCCAGAAAGAGAUUAGAAGACAAGAAGAAGAAAAAGGAAACAGUGGGUUUCCACAAACCUGGACUCAUGGAAUAACAUGGAGUGAUUGUACAUUGCACAUAUCUCCCCUCUAAAACCUGUAGUACAACUUCUCCCCUCAAGCUGAUAUUCUGUGUAUCUCACCUCAAUGUCCACAACAGUCAAUCUCAAACAAGGUAGCUUUGAAAAUCUCAAAAAGAGUAGCUUUGAAAAUCACCAUUUUGGUACCAGUGUUUUCAUUAGAACUAAGUGUUUUUAUCCCCAGAUAUAAUAUCGUAAUUGGGAAAUCUGCAUAGUUUUAAGAGUCCAGUGGAGCCUCAGUGUUCUGAAUAGAGUUGACUCCUUACACAUAAUGGUGGGAGUUUUCUACCAUGUCAUAUUGAAGAUAUGAAGAGGUAUUUUCCAGCUUCCCAAGUUUGAGAGUUGGGCAUCUACCUCUUAUACUUCAGUCAACCAACAAACUACUAAUUCCGGAUUCAUAAUUAAUUUGGAUGCAAGAUAAGAUUAAGUUUUUGGAGUUUGGUGUUGACUUCUGAGGUGCUAAAAAAUACCACGUAAAUUCUCCCUACCAGCUAGAAAGGUAGCAAGACUUUGUAGAGUGCUUAUCAGAGAGUACCAUUGACUUCAAUUGAUCAAUAUAAAUAUAUCUUUUUCUUUUCAUCUUAAUGAGUUUCUCAUAAAGACACAUCUUGGGGCAUACAAGCCUUCAUAUUCAUUCAGUGGAUCCAUUGAUGUUCAUAUUAACAAUUUCAACUAAAAACUAGCAAACAUAAUUUUUCUAAAUGUUUCGAGCUGUGAGAUGUCAAUUUCUAUAAUUUAGUUUCUAGACAUGCUGUAUAUUUAAUAAACUUUAUGUAAACUUUAAAAUAUUGCACUGCAUUUAUGAAAAAAGCUUUCUUUGCCUACUGCAGCAAUCUAACAUUUUAUGAAACUGACGCAUGUCCUUCAUUAUUGAGGCUAAAAGCUCUUGUUCAGAUUGCCUGAGGUUUGAAAAAGAGGUGUGCUAGCUUUGCUUAGUUUAUUUCUUAUUUUUGGUAUACAUAUACAUAUAUAUAAUAUUAGAAUGUGUGUACUGGAAAUGCUAUGAUAGGUAUUUUGUGUUUAUCCAAAUGCAAUGAUAGUUUCUUGUAUGAAUGUGCAAGAGGCCUGUGACCGAAUGCUACGUUUUUAUGGUAGUUUAAGAUUAUAAAAGUAGAAAUGCAACAAUUCCCAGUUUUGGGAUAGGUUCUACAUUUCUGAGAUUUGAUUCAUAGCAGAUAUUCUCUGUUGUUGUUUUAGAUGGGCUCAUUACACAAUGAGUUAAUUGUCACUAGUAGGAGACUGUGAAGGAAUUUUGUUAUACUUUCAAAAAUGUUAACUGUGAUGAAAAAUCAUCCCUCUAUUUUCAGAAAAUAUUUAUGUAUUAAUUUACUAUAGAAUUAUCUCUCUAAUUAUCAUAAUUGGGUUACAAUUUAAGCUUCCCUUUAAAAAUGUUAUAUUUUAAAAUGUUAUUACUCUAUAAAAGAAAAUUGCCUGCUAUAUUUACACCUUCUUUCCUAGGAAAGCUUUCAUCCUUAAAUUGUUGUAUUCCUACACUCUGAAGACAUUUAAAAUAAGCUUUUGUGCCUGCAGCAGAGCCUGCAGAAGCUAAUACAAGGGACACUGGUCUUUUGACAAAAUAAAGUUGUGUAAAUUUUGAUACUGUAUUAAAACUAUUUUUUUAAAGUUCUGCAUAAAAUUGAGUAUUAAGUAUAUGUGUUCAUCUUAGCAAUGGUAAUAAAUUAUUUAAUCUCA
This is a messenger RNA of Chlorocebus sabaeus (green monkey), 4588 nucleotides long. RefSeq names its product coiled-coil domain containing 85A (gene CCDC85A). Gene Ontology annotation, cellular component: nucleus. NCBI's taxonomy places the organism in Eukaryota, Metazoa, Chordata, Mammalia, Primates, Cercopithecidae. Gene Ontology annotation, biological process: negative regulation of DNA-templated transcription. The record is from RefSeq and is a predicted model, not a curated record.